AUGACAGCAGAUUCGAGUGAUGAGAUGACGAGUUUCGCAGGUGAAAUCUCUCUCCAGACCCGUCUUGGGACAGUUAUUGGUAGACAGGUUCAAACUUCAUUUAAUGGGAAGACUGGGAUAGUUAAUACAUUUCAUGGAAUUCCAUAUGCCGAGCCGCCUACGGGUAACAGAAGAUUCAGGAAACCCGUGCCAAAAGCGAACCUUCAGAGCCCAUACAACGCCUCUGAUUUCGGUCCUGCUUGUCCCCAGGACUUGUUCAUGAUGAUGGGAUGGGUCCCUGGAUACCCGUAUGUGGACGAAGAUUGUCUUUCUUUGAAUGUGUUCACACCAGAACAUGCAAAGUCACCUGGUAGCCAUGGAAAUUAUGCUGUGAUGGUAUGGAUCUAUGGUGGAGCAUACGUGAUUGGCCAGAGCAAAAUGUAUUCUGGAGAAAAUUUAACACUUGUUGGGGAUGUAAUUGUAGUGACGGUAAAUUACAGAAUAACUUCCCUAGGAUUUCUCAGUACAGGGAGUAGCAAGUACCCCGGAAAUGCGGGAUUAUGGGAUCAGCAAUUGGCAAUCAAAUGGGUUCAUGACAAUAUCGCCGACUUCGGAGGGGAUCCAAACCGCGUUACUAUAUUUGGAGAGUCUGCAGGGGGUUCAAGCGUUCUCUUUCAGGCAUUAUAUCCAGGAAACAAAGGUCUUUUUCAGCGUCUUAUCACAGAAAGUGGCAGCCCAUUGUGCCCCUGGGCUUACCAACCAAAUCCAAAGAAAUACGCAAGAAUGUUGGCUGAUAAACUCGGCUGUACAGAUCCUGAUCUUGACCUUGCUGUGGAUUGUUUGCAGCACCUUGACGCUAUGGCUGUUGUUAACAACAGUCGCGUGGGGUCUCAGGAUGACACUGUAUUUAGGGCUGAAUGGGUUCCAAACUAUGACAAUGACUUCAUUAGACGUUCUCAAGAUCAGAUGUUUGUUUCUGGAAUCGAUAUGUUUAAAGACUUGGAUUAUAUGGCUGGCGUUAACAACAAUGAUGGUGCAUUUGUAACAUUGUUAGCGAUACAACCAUAUAUGGUCAGCCAGAUUAACAAAAGCUUUAGCCAAGGUAUACCUAGAGACUUUUUCAAUAACUUUUAUAUCCCAAUGUAUUUCAAUGAUUACCGAGGAAACACUAGUAAACUGAUUAAGGAUAUGGUAGCAUUUGUGUACACAGACUGGAGAGAUUUACAUAAUGACAAUUACACAAGACAGAAAUUCUUAGAAUUUUCUGGUGACUAUAAUUUCUUUAUGCCGAUUUUAUCUAGUAUAAGAGCGCAUGCUCAUACUCCAGCAAAGUCUAAAUCGUUUCUGUACGAGUUCCACGUGCGGGCUACUUUCAACAAAUCCCCGGCAUGGGUACAGGGAGCCAACCACGGAGAUGAGUUACCGUUCGUUUUUGGUUUUCCGGAUUUGAUGGCGGAUGGAAUGGGAUUCCGAAAUAAUGUUCCGGACAAUGAAAAACAAAUUUCCACAAAUAUGAUGAUAAUGUGGAGUAACUUUGCCAAAACAGGAAACCCAAAUUUUCCAGUCACCGUCCCAGAGUCUAUAGUUUGGCCAGAGUACAAUCUCGAAACUAAACGCUUCCUGAUGAUUGAUGAGAACAAAUCGUCUGUCUCACAAAACCUAUUUGGUGCCAGAGCCUCGUUUUGGCUUGAACUCGAACCACAGAUGCAUGCUCUUGAAAUGACAGAUUCAAAUGUUCAUCACGAAACGGGUUUAGGUAUACCUAUUAUAGUUGGAUGA
Mercenaria mercenaria is the source of this 1758-nucleotide messenger RNA. Its product is annotated as cholinesterase 1-like. The transcript is spliced from 3 exons. Gene Ontology annotation, molecular function: neurexin family protein binding; signaling receptor activity. The record is from RefSeq and is a predicted model, not a curated record. Lineage: Eukaryota; Metazoa; Mollusca; Bivalvia; Venerida; Veneridae. Gene Ontology annotation, cellular component: synapse; cell surface. Gene Ontology annotation, biological process: presynaptic membrane assembly; synaptic vesicle endocytosis; modulation of chemical synaptic transmission. Bases 1 to 1758 code for a protein of 585 amino acids.